Messenger RNA from Centruroides sculpturatus (bark scorpion), 1209 nucleotides. RefSeq lists its product as uncharacterized. Gene Ontology annotation, cellular component: cytosol; P-body. The transcript is spliced from 4 exons. Gene Ontology annotation, biological process: neurogenesis. The coding region runs from base 19 to 1209 and encodes 396 amino acids. The record is from RefSeq and is a predicted model, not a curated record. Lineage: Eukaryota; Metazoa; Arthropoda; Arachnida; Scorpiones; Buthidae.
CUUUCUGCUUCUAAGCGCAUGUUGCCUCCGUUAUUCUUCGUCAUACUCGAGAGUUCAGUGCGAAAACGAGCCGAAGAAAUGGCGGGUCCAGAGGUGCAGAGUCGGAUUUCUUCGAGUGAAAUACGAAUCCAAAACAAGGAAAACGAAGAAAUUAUUAUAUCAGAGACUCAGUUAAAUAAAGUCUUCAACAGGCAUUUGGAACUUCUCAUUACAUAUGUUGAAAAUUCGAAAGUACUGUUUAUGCCUUAUCCAAUCGAGACCAUUAGACAAUUCGUUACUUAUGUACAGACGGACGAUCCUGGAUUGACCUCUAUUGAACACGCUUUCGACCUGUAUCAUCUGAGUUCAAGGUACGAGUUAGACAAUUUAAGAAAGAAAUGCAGAUUAUUUAUCAUUCGGCAAAUAAAUCUGCAUAACGUCUGUGCAAUCCACGAUUUUGCACGUGAGAUCGGUGACAUGGACAUAACUUAUUAUUGCUGGCGAGCUUUCGACCAACACGGAGAAAGACUAUUUACAACAGUCGACUUUAUGUGCUGUAGAAUUACAACAAUUAACAGACUGCUAUCUCGAGCGAUAUAUGAAUCAGUCACUGAAUUGCGUUUACUCCAAGCCGUAUAUCAGUGGAGCAUAGAAGAAGUUAAAAGAAAAUUGGGUGCAGACAACUUCCAUUCGAUGAAUGAAGAAUCAAAAAGGAAUGCAAUAAGAAGGGUUAUGAAGCCAUUUAUUGGAAAAGUCAGAUUUCUUGCCAUGAAUGAAGAAGAAUUGCAAUCUUGUGUUUAUACACUAAACUUGUUACACGAGAUAGAAAAGAUUCAUAUCUGGCAUGCUUUUAAGACUGGUAAUUAUUCCUUGUAUCUCAGUUAUUUCAGUCGAGAAACAAAAACCAGAAGCAGAAUAAAUUAUUGUAACUUGUUCUUGUACAUAAAUCGUGGAGAUUUUUCUCUGGUCUCUAUCAGAGAGAUGAAAGGUUACGUAUAUUUUAGCAGCGAAGUAGUUGUGAAGGAAGAUUGUUACGUCACGGCUCUUCGAUUUCCGGUGAAGCUUGGCGAAAGUUUUCCAAUGUACGUAUAUGCAUAUAUUAACAAUUUGGAUAACGAGUAUUUUUCGUUUGAAACCGUUUGCAAUUCAGAGGGUGUAGCAGACCUGAAAACGAAGUUGUAUCUAGAAAAAUACUGGUCAAUUCUUCAUGAAAAUAGUAUCAACGUUUAA